GUACGUCUGUGCACCACCGUUUGUUUACGUAAACACAGACGCCGCCACCUCUGUGUUUACCAGACGCUAAAGUCCGAUCUCCCCGGUAAGCAGCAAAUGAUUCCAACUGGAUCGCCGAGUCCGGUAUAUCCUCCGUCAGCCAGGUUUCUGUGAAGGUGAGGACACAGCAUUCCCUGAUCUCACGUUGAGCUGUAAUCCUUGCUCGUAGUUCGUCCAUCUUGUUUUCAAGAGAGCGGACGUUGGCUAGCAGCAGGCUUGGUAGCGGUGGCCUAGUCGCUCUAGCUUUUAGCCUAGCAUGCAGGCCGGCUCGCUUGCCUCGUUUACGCCUCGGAUGCUUUGCUCGCCGGGUAUUCAGCUCACCGGGGCCGCAGGCUGCUGCGUUCUCCCGGCGCAGAAGAAAGGCAAAGUCUGAGAGGCUAAAUGAAAGUUCAUGGUGAACCCUGCCGAUGUUCAAAAGUGUCUCCCUGUUGUAAUGUACUGCGUGAGUGUGUUGAAUGUCCAAAAUGAACAAUAAAAUAGCAAAAAAUAGAAAAACACGGGAGAGUGUCACAGAGACGUCUGCCACGGAGGGCGCCAUCUUUGAUACCAUGAUUGAUAUUUUUUUAUUUUAAUCUUUUUUUUAAUCUUAUCGGGAUUGCCCAAAACCAACUAAAAGGAGAUCCUGUUAAGUCAAACUCCCAUGACAUCACACAAUUCUGAAUGUCACAGGAAAAAUAACAAAUGAUAUUUAUAAAUGACCAAUUUAGGGUGAAUAAGAUGCUUAUGUAGACGUUUGCUACUUUCAGCUUGCUUCUCUGCCUCAAUGCCGCUUUGCCUUUUUUUUAUUUUGGUAAACUUUAUGAUGACAAGUGUGGUGGUGUUAUUCCUGCCACAGCUUGGAACGCAUGCAUCAACGUAGUUGGCGUCCACAUCCACCCCCUUUUGAUUGCAGAAAGUUGGCCCCUUGUUGCUCUGCUGGAGCAAAGUCAUCUUGUUCUCCUCCUGUUACCAGCUGCCCUGGCAAAAAGGCCGGCGUGCAAUGUGGAGCCCAGUCAGAAUCGCACUGUUCGUGCAUGUGUUCUGUUCCAAAUCAUCCAUUCUGUACAUCAUUUGGCUUCUUUAAAGCAUCCUCUUUCUUUUCCAGCCCAUCAAUUUGCUUAGUAAGUGAUGCAUUAUCAUCCUUCGUUAUUACGACAGAUGCCUUUUUUGGGGAAAAAAAAAAAACACCCAAAAAAGGGGGUGCAUGCAGUAACCCUUGCAGUAUAUACUUUUUACAAAAGUGUUUAGCUUAUUUGUACACGGGAGGUCAAAUAGGUGCAGUCAGUCGGCUACACUUUUCAUCCAAAAUCAGAAUCCUCCAUUUAUUAUGCUGGAUUAUUUGGGGAUUAUUUUAUUAUUAUUAUUACCAAGGAAGGGCAUUUGGGAAUUUUGUUUUCUUAUUUACCAUUAUUUUUAAUAAGAUGGGAGAAAUAGUCUCUGAAUGUUUUGUUAAGGAUGUUAAAAUUGGCUGUCCAGUUAAUUAAGGUUUUAUUAUGGCCACAGUUUGACCCUGGAACAGAUCAUUUCUAUUCCCCCGUUUCCUAUGGGAAAAGGUCCAAUUAGGCACGACUAUUGACUUCCAACUGACUCACAGCUUGGGGGACCGUUGAUGCUGCUGCGCCAACAUGGAUGGCGUCGUAAGGCGCCUCCUCUGUGUAGCCCAGUCGUCCAUCUCCAACUGAAACACACACACACACACACACACACACACACACACAGGACUUCUUCAGCUGGUGUGUACUCUGGAAAUAUUCUCUUCAAUUGCCUUCCUUUACCUUUCCUCCAAAUACACAAAAACCCCACAAAACUGUGCCAAUUGUUACUGCUAUUCUAGAUGGCGCGAGCAAGCCCUCACCUGUUAGUGUAACUCUCCCCGACGUGAUCAAACUGGGGUCGUCUUUCUUCACGUUGUUUAUAGAAUCAUCAACUAGCUCUUUGAUGUGGUCGAUGCCAAUGACUUUCCCUUUAGGACCUACCUGCGUGUGACACCAUCGAGGAUGUUAUUCACGAUUCAUGCAAUGACGACGCGCCCGCAAAGAGAACAUGUGCGUCGCGUGGGGCUCACCAUUCGUGCAAAGCAAACAGAGAGGAUUCCACUGCCGGAGCCCACGUCCAGGGCUUUGGCGCCCUCGUACAGCUGGUCGUGUAGAAGCUCCAGGGCGUAGGCAUGCUGCGUUGAGAAGUAAACCUCCAUGAUCAGACGCAAGCCGGCUCAGCCAACUAAGAUCAAAAGGUCUAAACCUUUCAAUAUUCUCACGGCACACGACUAUGGUGCGUUCAAGGACCACCCGACAAAGUGUGACAUAGCAGCGCUUGACAAAAAAACAUUAUCAGUGAAACAUGAAGACACAAACAUGUAAAAAUGGUGUUAUACGUAUGCUGUACAUUUGAUCUACAUUAUCACAUAUGUAGAAAUGAUUACCGAUUUAUGGCGAAUGAGCGUUUUCUGGGAAAAAAAAAGCCUAUUUUCAGAGAAAGAAAAUCAAAAAAUGUAUUUUGGACAAAAACAAAUCCCUGAAUUUGUAUUAUUAUUAUUAUUAUUAUUAUUAUUAUUAUUAUUAUUAUUAGGGUGAGACAUUUAAUUACCUUAGGGAAAAUUAACAAUGUACUGAUUAUUUGUUUUGUUUUUUUAUUUCUUGGUGAAUCUCCUCCUGAAAGUUCUGAACUCCUGUUUCAAUACCAGUGCUAUUUUGAUCAAAAUAAUGCUGUCCAGGGAAGUUAUGAUGUCAUCAGCUGUCUCAGAAGGUUCUAAGCUCCUGUUUCCGCCCACGGUGGCAACAUUAACAUAUUCCAUUUAGAGAGCAAACUAGUUGAGCGUGAAUCGACAGCGCCCCUGCUGGUUGCAGCCAAGCGGUGCACUACCUUUAGCCUAAGAUUCCCUCACAUGCUCGCGUGAAUUCAGGCUGACGUGUGUGAGGUCAUACCAUGUGUGGGGCGCUGAUGGUUGCUUGGUAUCCUUUAGGUUGAAAGACAAGCAUGGAUUUGGUUAGUUGUCGUCUCACUGAUAUGAAUUUCAGACAUACAAGUCACAUGAGCAGGCUUACCUAUGGACUGUGGUGAGUCCAUGUAAGGGUUACACCUAGAGAAAUGGGACCGGUCCGUGGCCAGCAUCACUUCGUACACCUUGUCGGACUUAAUGAUGCCAUUUUCUGUGGAUGCAAUAUAGCACAGAGCAGAAAGCACGAUGACAUCAUCUUGCAGCAGACAAGAAGGGUUGGUCGAUAGCAAUGAACAAACACCCUGGAAUGAUGUACUAUGAGGAAAGAGAUACAUACGACUGUACUACACUAUAUGAUGAUAAACUACUACUAUACAUAUUACCAUACCUUCAUUGUACCAUACUAUGAUCAAAAUACUGUCUACUACUAUAGAUGCAUACUACUAUAUUCUACUGUACUAUAUGAUCAGAACAUGUACUAUACAUACAUACUAUGACUAUACUGCAUAUUACGCUGUACUGUGUGAUGAAAAAACUUUCUACUAUACAUGCUAUAUUUUAUACUACUAUAUUUACUAUGCUAUAUGAUCAAAAAACUAGACAUAUUACUACUCUAGGUUCUACUAUACUACAUGAUGAACAUGAAUGAAUUUUUAUUUCUACAAUGUGCCGCAGGCCAGUAAAAAACAAGCUGCGUGCCACAAAUGGCCCCCGGGUUGUAGUUUGGACGCUCCUGAGCUAUACUGUAUGAUAAAAAAAAAUAAUUCUACAAUACGUACUACUACUAUAUAGUCUACUUUAUGAUCUGUUUAAAAACAUUCUACUAUAGAGUAAAUACUACUAGUAUAUAUUCUGUUGUACUGUAUACAGUAUAUUAUACUUCACUAUAUGAUCAAAAACAGCACUACUACAUGCUGUAUGAUAGUAUACCAUAUGACAUAAAAACAUCUUGCUAUACAUACUAGUACUAUGAUUUAAAAAAAAAAAAAAUUCUACUAUAUACUAAAUUUGUAUACAGUGUUCCCUCGCUCCUGGCCCUUUAAGAAGAACUGCAUUGUGGGAUGCUGAGUGACAUAGUUCGGUGCUUUAGCACCAGGCGGCGGCGGCGCUAUUCUCUCUCUUCUGUCUGCACCGCCCAUUGUCUUCUACGUCCUGAUUGGCAGUGACCAUUGUCUCCUUUGUGCCGUCUCUUGUUGUACUCAUGGCUAGCAAACUAGCUAACCGUGUGAGCUGCUCGCUAACUGCCAAUACUGUGAACAACAGAAGACACAGAAGAAGCUAACCGGGUGUGACUCUGAACGCUGUAUGGUUGCGAGUUUUCUCCCCGACAAAACCCACAAUGUCGACAGAACGUUCUGCACCCAAAAAGGCAGAGGAAGCCGGACGUCACACAACAAGAUGGAGUUAACAAUUUCUUGUGUCCUUAAAAUUCAAACGAAAUUUGAACUUUGAGCGUGUUCAAACAAGAGACAGAUGUGAGAAAAUGUUAAUGCCUGUCUGAGAAAAGUGUAUAAAGUGUAUGGUGAGGGGUUUUACAGCCUUAAAACAUACAACGAAAAAAAAAGUUGGCUACUUAAUUCAUUUCAGUUAUUGUGGGCUAUUUUGGGAAACGAUAAAUGAGGGAACACUGUAUUGCUACUAUAUACUUUACACUCGGGUGACGUGUUAAGCAGUGACGCAAAUCACCUUUGCGUUACACCUUCGUCAUUAAAAUUAAGACUACGUUUUCAGUGUGGUUAGCUUAUUUUUACGCUUCCAUGACAGUUAAUAAAGUUCACAUGUCACUUAAACAGUGCCGGUACCGGUGUAUCAGAGGGAGUUUAUCCAUGAGAUGAUUGCGACAUUAAGUAAGACGGAUUAAUAACAGCUGAACAAUCAACUGUUAAUUAAGUGCUUCGUUGUGGGCCUGACAGUUGUGCAUGGGCGGCAAGGGACAACACUGCUUUUCUGCACAGACUAAAGCUUCCCACAUGUCCACUAUGUUGCUUUUGGGACUGUCGGACUGAAAAGGCCUGACUGCGCAUGCAAACUGAAAAGGAAAAGAGAAAGAGAAAACUAAAUACUGUAAAAAGUGUGAGGGUUGUCUGGAGCAUAAUCUCAAGUAACAGGUUGCAGGCAGUUGGUGCCAAACGUUAAGAAAAGCCAACGACAGCCGGGGGUGCUCUCCUUACCGCUACACACACACACACACACACACACACACACACACACACACACAUUCUGGCAUACACUUUAUGAUACUAUAGAUAAACAAGUAUGCAUGCAACCUGGUGCAUAAAUUCUUACUUGCAAAUGGAAAUGCUUUGGGAGGUGUUUGGUGUUCAUGGAAAUUCAAGGCUACAGUCAUCAAUGAAAGCACAAGCAAUACGUUCAUGCUAGUCAAAGAUCCACAGGGGUGCUGUGCUAUUUAUAAAGGAGCCACUGCAGAGAAUGAUCUUUUUGGACAAAAGCACUCUGCCGACUGCAAAACGCUAGUCUAAAAUCCUCUAUAUGACAUGAGCGCUAUUCUGUUUGUAAGCUCAGAUACGACAGGAUUGAUGUGCUGUUUUUAAAUGAAACAAGUGCAGCAAAAGCGAUAGUUAAAGAACCUCUAUAUGACAGGAGUGCUCUGCUGUAUGGCAAAAAACAUGAGUCAAAAGAGUCUCGAAAUGACAGGACCAAUCUGCUGCAAAAAUGCUGGUCCUCUAUGCGACAGGCGUGCUCUGCUGCAAAAAGGUCAGCCGCUCCCAAGUUUUGCGUCACAUUUGGCCCGCGUGCCGCCAGUUGAACAACAAUGAGGUGCACUGUCAUAGUAACAGUUUGACUGAAUGCCACUUUUUUCAUGCUUCUCAGUAUUAUCUAGCAUGCUGCUAUGUUGGGCCACUUCCAGCUGCCAUUGUCAUUCAUGCGCACCUGAAUGCUACAUGGAUAGCAUCAAUAAAUGUGAGCUGAGUGCCUGUCUGACUGCUAUGCUAUGCUAUGCUAGGCUGUGCUGUGGCUAUAUCCAACGUCCCAAAUGACGCACAUAAAGCUAGCAAGCUAAGCUAACCAAAUGGCCGAAGCUUGCUGGUUUAAGAAGGUUUUAGCGACCUUGAAACAACAUUGUGGGUUUUUUCUGUCAUCUACUCCGGAGGCGGGCAUGGGAAAGGGGUGGUAACGACAACAUGUCACUUAGCUUAGCACAGAAGCUAGCUCUCACUGGUGAGCUCAGCGUACAACCAGUAGUCGGCAUGUUUGCUGUCGCUUCAUGCUGCUCUGCUAAAGCAUGCGGACUUACUGCGGAGGUUGUUGACGAGCUCUGCGUGGCUAGCUCCUCCGGAUUUCCACGCCAUUAUCAGGCAGACUUUGCGGACUAAGUAGACAGCAGCCGUCAGUGCCGCGCCUGCGCCAAAUGUUUUGCCUAUGAAGCGGGCAACCUCCGAAGCGGAUACGUCACUAGACAUCCACGAUGGAUCUGCAAUCUGGCUGCUUUCCUUAUAGACGCAGUCUGCUGCUGGGUCGUGUCAUUUAACGAGAAAUGCAACUGUUCAAAAUAUGCAUCUUCCAAGGUUAUUUGCACAUCGCUCACUCAUUGGAUUAGCAGAUUUACGGAUGUGGUUGCAACUACCUCCGUUAGGGGGUGUGCUAUUAUUUGGUAAUGGCGGCCACGUAAAUUAAAGUUUGACCCAACGAGCUUCCCGUCCGUUACUGACGUCACGUUGUGGUGUGAGGGAGCGGGCGCGUAUUUGACGUUUAAUGCUAAGCUAGCUGAAAUAAACGUGUAUCUAACGAAAAUAAAUCCCGCUUUGAUGGAGGGCAUAAAUGCGAAAUACGUGUCUCAGAAAAUCAGCAAAACGAGAUGGAGGCCAGUUUCGCAUUCGUCUCUGCAGCAGCCUGAGGUCUUUGCCACUGGAGCUUGGGAUAACGAGGACAACACUGUUUCUCUUUGGUCGAUUGGCAAUAAUGGGCAUUCUGGUCUGGAAGAUGGAUUUGAUGGAGAUCCAGAGCUUUUGUGUGAACACAAACACGAAGGAGAUGUUCUGGAUCUUCAAUUUCUGGACCAAGGCAGAGUUGUCACAGCAUCAUCAUCUGGAGGAGUUACCAUUUUCCGCUACAACCAAAACCACCAGGCUCUUUCGGUUGCACACCAAUGGUCAAGAGCACAUCAUUACCCCUGUGACAGGGCUCCCUGUACUGGUGUCGUGUGCAGCAGUCCUGAGAUUGUUACAGUUGGUGAAGACGGCAGGAUUAUUGUCUACAGAGCGGACCAGGAAGGAGUCAUUCGAGUCAUAGAGAAUGCUGAUAGCAGCACAAUUCAUGCCGUGACUUACCUGCGAACAACAGAGAUCCUGACAGUGAACUCCAUAGGCCAACUCAAGAUGUGGGAUUUUAGACAGCAGAGCAGCUCCCCCGCGAAUAUUCUGUCCUUGUCAGGCGAUAGAGUCCCAUUGCACUGUGUGGACAGACAUCCGAACCAGCAGCACAUUGUGGCCACAGGAGGUCAAGAUGGGAUGCUGUGUGUUUGGGACGUGAGACAAGGCAACACACCGUUCUCACUCAUGGAGGCGCACUCUGCCGAAAUGUGGGAAGUGCACUUCCACCCAACCAAUCCAGAUCAUCUGUUCACAUGCUCAGAGGAUGGAUCGCUGCUGCACUGGGAGACAUCCUCGCCUUCAGACAUGCCUUCCUUCUUGCAAGGUGGUAGAAACGUCAGCAUGAUAUCCCGCAGUGCGAUGGCUCCGGCUGGAGGGAACCAGUCCCUCAUUAAUGCCUGGCUGAGCGGGGACUCCAGUAAAGGCCGUUUGGAGACUACUCACAUGCUACCGAGCCAAACGCUGUCUGUCAACAGCGUGGAUGUACUCGGACAGUGUCUAGUGUGCGGGACUGAUGGAGAGGCUGUGUUUGUUAACAGACAGGUCCCAGUUUAACUUUAUUUGGCUUUCAAAUGUUAUCACACCAGAGUGCAUAUUGUGCAUGAGUGAACCAUUCCUAGUGAAAUGUUUUGCCUUGUUUCGUAUAAAUGUAAAUUGAAUUAUUUUGGAAAUACAUGAAUACAAACUAG
Dunckerocampus dactyliophorus (ringed pipefish) is the source of this 7976-nucleotide messenger RNA. RefSeq names its product nucleoporin 43 (gene nup43). Gene Ontology annotation, molecular function: protein binding. The transcript has 8 exons. Bases 6724 to 7842 code for a protein of 372 amino acids. Gene Ontology annotation, cellular component: nuclear pore outer ring. The record is from RefSeq and is a predicted model, not a curated record. NCBI's taxonomy places the organism in Eukaryota, Metazoa, Chordata, Actinopteri, Syngnathiformes, Syngnathidae.